AAUACAGCCCAAGUAACAAUGUUGACUGUAUUUUAGUCAUUAUAACGUUGCGACAGGCAAAAAGGGCAGCUGUUUGUCUGUCACAGCUACUGCCGCAACCUUUUAGUAACAUUUUAAAAGCGCUGCCACAACCGAAAUGGCGAUCAUAUUCUGGACUUCCAAACGUUGCCGCAACCUGCUUGUAUGACUAUCUCACGGUGGCUGUAAAAACGUUUGGAAAGAGACUUAAAUGUACAUUAUACAGCUACACAUAUUGGCUGACACAACGUUAUUUAAGCCAUCCGAUAAGGCUUUUAUAACCACAUUACAGCUAGGUAGAUCACUAUUCAGAUUUCUAAAAAUAGAUAUUAAAAAAAAUUACUUAAUUAAAAAAAACAAAACUUUAAAUUACACUUUUUCGUUAACUUUUAUUUACGAACUCGUUUCUCCUCAUAUUGAAAUUAACCCACAGUCUAUUUAUUAUACAUUCAUAUGUAAUUAUGAUUUACUAAAUUUACCUUAUCCUUGCCGAGAGUGGGAUUCGAACCCGGGAAGUUUUUCGUCAUUGUGUUGAAAUCUGCCGGUUGAUGCCAUUGGACCACUGCGCCUACUUGGUAUGUAGUUAUUUUUAACGACUUAUGUUUUGCAAACGAAACUACCGCUUACCUUACCGCGUUUUGUGCUGUUUACUGUUUUUGUGUUAUUACUGCUUUUUCGUAAUUACUGCGUUAAUUUGAUUUUAGUGGUUAUGGGAUUUAAAAUUGUGCAAACAACAGAAGAUGACGAGGAGGUCCUUACUGUUGUUCCGGACAGGUGGGAAGAAAACGGAUACCUAUAUUGGCCACCAGGAAGAAGUGGAUAUCGCCUCCGGAAAAAUGAGAAUGCAAUUCCCGAUCAAACUUGGUCGAAGUCCAAAUGUAUUGUAAAGCGACACAAUAUAUCGAGCUUUAAGGAAGCAUUGAUGCAGGAGAAGAGUAUGUCAAAGUUUGACGACACUGCUGAUGAAGAAAACUAUAAAUGUAGACAGCAAGAAGAUAGGUUACAUCCUCAACGUAAAUUUCAACAGACGGAAAGUUAUGAUUUUAACUACAUGUUAAAUGUGGAAAAUUUGCCACCUGCAAAGACAGUUGUACCAUCUUUGUUUAUAGAUCAAACUAUAGAUAGUAGUAAGACUGUUAGGUGUGAGGAAAUUAAGACUUCGACUACAGAACCACAAGAUUCUGAACUUAUUCUGAUUUCGGAUGAUAUGGGAGUUUUUACGCUUCCCAAACAAGUGGACAAUCCACAAGGUAUUCUUGAAACGACACAAAUUGAAAAAAUACUUUUAAAUCAAGAGCAACUGUUUGAGCAACAAGAGGUCAUAAAAAAGUCCAUAGCAGGUCUGCACACACAAUUUGAAUUACUUUUAACAACAUUAGAAAAAAGUAUAACCACUGUUGCAAAAGAAUCUACCAGUACUGAUGUCUCCGAUGAAGUGAUGA
Molecule: messenger RNA, 1460 nt
Organism: Photinus pyralis (common eastern firefly)
Lineage: Eukaryota; Metazoa; Arthropoda; Insecta; Coleoptera; Lampyridae
Source: RefSeq, a predicted model, not a curated record